UCUUCUUCUUCACUCACUCGCAAUCUCUGAAGCUUAAACACUGAAGAAGCAGACAUAAACGUUCAGAUAAUAAAAGAACAACAAAAAAAAAAAGGUAACAACAGAGAGAGCUAUGUCUGCGAAAACAAUCCUAUCAUCAAUAGUUCUGGUGAUUCUCAUCAUCGCCGCAUCGACGGCGGCGGAUAUCGGAUUCGAUGAGUCAAACCCGAUCCGGAUGGUCUCCGACGGUCUUCGGGAGGUAGAAGAAUCUGUUUCACAGAUCUUAGGUCAAUCUCGUCACGUUCUCUCCUUCGCUCGCUUCACUCACCGGUAUGGGAAAAAGUAUCAGAACGUAGAGGAGAUGAAGCUUCGAUUCUCGAUUUUUAAAGAGAAUCUUGAUUUGGUUAGAUCCACUAACAAGAAAGGCUUAUCUUACAAACUCGCUGUUAAUCAAUUUGCUGAUUUGACCUGGCAAGAGUUUGAAAGGAACAAGCUUGGUGCUGCUCAGAACUGCUCUGCCACUUUAAAGGGCAGCCACAAACUCACUGAAGCAGCUCUUCCGGAAACGAAAGACUGGAGAGAAGAUGGUAUUGUUAGCCCUGUCAAAAACCAGGGAGGUUGUGGAUCUUGCUGGACAUUCAGUACCACUGGAGCUCUUGAGGCAGCGUACCAUCAGGCAUUUGGAAAAGCAAUAUCUCUCUCUGAGCAACAGCUUGUUGAUUGUGCUGGAGCUUUCAAUAACUAUGGCUGCAAUGGUGGCCUUCCUUCUCAAGCCUUUGAAUACAUCAAAUCCAACGGUGGCCUUGACACAGAGGAAGCUUAUCCUUACACCGGGAAAGAUGAAACCUGCAAAUUUUCAGCAGAAAACAUCGGUGUGCAAGUCCUUGAUUCAGUCAACAUUACUCUGGGUGCUGAAGAUGAACUGAAGCAUGCGGUUGGAUUGGUACGGCCAGUAAGCAUAGCAUUCGAGGUUGUGAACUCAUUCCGACUUUACAAGAGUGGAGUUUACACUAGUGAUCACUGUGGAAGUACUCCAAUGGAUGUGAACCACGCGGUUUUGGCGGUUGGUUAUGGAGUUGAAGACGGUGUACCAUAUUGGCUUAUAAAGAACUCAUGGGGAGCUGAUUGGGGUGACAAAGGUUACUUCAAGAUGGAGAUGGGAAAGAACAUGUGUGGUAUUGCUACAUGUGCAUCGUACCCCGUUGUGGCUUGAGAUGUUCAGCGAAUGUGGUUGGUAUAUUUGUUGGAUUAAACUACAAAAUGUUCGUAUAUUUGUUGGAUUAAGAAGACAUUACUUUAAAGUUGGGACUUGGGAUUGCAUCUUGUUUUUAUGCUUGUUGUAACAUAAAGGUCUGUUCAUAUGUACAAAAUAAUGCAAAAACCAUAGACGAUAAAUUUAUAAUACCUGCAUGCUGGAUUUUAGAACAUAAA
Camelina sativa (false flax) is the source of this 1410-nucleotide messenger RNA. It is a transcript of the gene ALP, whose product is annotated as aleurain-like protease. The record is from RefSeq and is a predicted model, not a curated record. Gene Ontology annotation, biological process: proteolysis. Gene Ontology annotation, molecular function: cysteine-type peptidase activity. Lineage: Eukaryota; Viridiplantae; Streptophyta; Magnoliopsida; Brassicales; Brassicaceae.